Ochotona curzoniae (black-lipped pika) is the source of this 5770-nucleotide messenger RNA. RefSeq names its product SWI/SNF related, matrix associated, actin dependent regulator of chromatin, subfamily a, member 2 (gene SMARCA2). NCBI's taxonomy places the organism in Eukaryota, Metazoa, Chordata, Mammalia, Lagomorpha, Ochotonidae. Gene Ontology annotation, cellular component: nucleus; RSC-type complex. Gene Ontology annotation, molecular function: ATP binding; histone binding; DNA binding. The record is from RefSeq and is a predicted model, not a curated record. Gene Ontology annotation, biological process: chromatin remodeling; positive regulation of transcription by RNA polymerase II. Bases 120 to 4883 code for a protein of 1587 amino acids. The transcript has 35 exons.
CUCUCUCGCUGACUGCGUUGCUGUACUCGGGGGUGACUCAGAGCGCGGAGAGAUUGCAGCCGGCACACUCCUCGCGAGCAAGCAUCACUCUGCCUGGCUGGCGGGGACUGGAGGAAUAGAUGUCCACGCCCACAGACCCUGGCGCCAUGCCCCAUCCGGGGCCCUCACCGGGGCCUGGACCCUCCCCCGGACCAAUUCUCGGACCAAGUCCAGGACCAGGACCAUCCCCGGGUUCCGUCCACAGCAUGAUGGGGCCAAGUCCCGGCCCUCCGAGUGUCUCACAUCCGAUGCCAGCCUUGGGGUCUACAGACUUCCCACAAGAAGGCAUGCAUCAGAUGCAUAAGCCCAUCGACAGUAUUCACGACAAAGGGAUUGUGGACGACAUGCACUGUGGAUCCAUGAAGGGCACAAGUAUGCGAACUCCCCAUCCGGGCAUGGGCCCUCCCCAGAGCCCCAUGGAUCAGCACAGUCAAGGUUACAUGUCACCGCACCCAUCUCCCAUGGGAGCCCCAGAACAUGUCUCCAGUCCCGUAUCCGGAGGAGGCCCGACACCACCGCAGAUGCCACCGGGCCAGCCAGGAUCCCUCAUUCAGGGUGAACCACAGGCCAUGAGCCAGCCCAACAGAGGACCGUCGCCUUUCAGCCCCGUGCAGCUGCAUCAGCUGCGAGCACAGAUUCUAGCAUACAAAAUGCUGGCCCGGGGCCAGCCCCUCCCCGAAACCCUGCAGCUUGCAGUCCAGGGGAAACGGACAUUGCCUGGCAUGCAGCAACAGCAGCAGCAACAACAGCAGCAGCAACAGCAGCAGCAGCAACAGCAGCAGCAACAGCAGCAACCACAGCCAACACCAACGCAGCCACAGUCACAGCAGCCGCAGCAGCCGCUCACAUAUCCCAACAGAAUAGGUGGCCCAUCCCAGGACCUGAACAGUCUGGGCACCCCACAGAAGCUUCAGGCACUCAGCGGCCGGCCCUCUCCGGCACCUACAGCUGCAGCACAGCCUCCUGCGGCUGCCGUGCCCGGCCCAUCGGUGCAGCCUCCAGCGCCGGGGCAGCCCUCACCUGUCCUGCAGCUGCAGCAGAAGCAGAGCCGCAUCAGCCCCAUCCAGAAGCCACAGGGCCUGGACCCCGUGGAGAUCCUGCAGGAGCGCGAGUACAGGCUUCAGGCCCGCAUAGCUCACAGGAUACAAGAACUGGAAAAUCUGCCUGGCUCUCUGCCACCAGAUUUACGAACCAAAGCUACUGUGGAGCUGAAAGCACUCCGGCUACUCAAUUUCCAGCGUCAGCUGCGACAGGAGGUGGUGGCCUGCAUGCGCAGGGACACGACCCUCGAGACGGCCCUCAACUCCAAAGCGUACAAGCGCAGCAAGCGGCAGACGCUGAGAGAGGCUCGCAUGACCGAGAAACUAGAAAAACAGCAGAAGAUCGAGCAGGAGAGGAAGCGCCGGCAGAAGCACCAGGAAUACCUGAACAGCAUUUUGCAACAUGCGAAAGACUUUAAGGAAUACCACCGCUCCGUGGCUGGCAAGAUCCAGAAGCUGUCCAAAGCCGUGGCGACGUGGCACGCCAACACGGAAAGGGAACAGAAGAAGGAGACAGAGCGUAUCGAGAAGGAGAGAAUGCGGAGACUGAUGGCUGAAGAUGAAGAAGGGUACAGAAAGCUGAUUGACCAAAAGAAGGACAGACGCUUGGCUUACCUCCUACAGCAGACCGACGAGUACGUGGCCAAUCUGACCAACCUGGUGUGGGAGCACAAGCAAGCUCAAGCAGCCAAAGAAAAGAAGAAGAGGAGGAGGAGGAAGAAGAAAGCUGAAGAGAACGCAGAGGGAGGCGAGUCGGCCCUAGGACCAGACGGAGAGCCGAUAGAUGAGAGCAGUCAGAUGAGUGACCUCCCUGUUAAAGUGACACACACGGAAACCGGCAAGGUCCUCUUUGGACCAGAAGCACCCAAAGCAAGCCAGCUGGAUGCCUGGUUGGAAAUGAAUCCUGGUUACGAAGUGGCCCCAAGAUCGGACAGUGAGGAGAGUGAAUCCGAUUAUGAGGAGGAGGAUGAGGAAGAAGAGUCCAGCAGACAGGAAACGGAAGAGAAAAUUCUCCUGGACCCCAACAGUGAGGAAGUCUCUGAGAAGGAUGCCAAGCAGAUUAUUGAGACCGCGAAGCAAGACGUGGAUGAUGAAUACAGCAUGCAGUACAGCGCCCGAGGGUCACAGUCGUACUACACAGUGGCUCACGCCAUCUCGGAGAGGGUGGAGAAGCAGUCGGCUCUGCUCAUUAACGGAACCCUGAAGCAUUACCAGCUGCAGGGCCUGGAAUGGAUGGUCUCCCUGUAUAAUAACAAUCUGAACGGAAUCUUAGCCGAUGAAAUGGGGCUAGGAAAGACCAUACAGACCAUUGCACUCAUCACGUAUCUGAUGGAGCACAAAAGACUCAAUGGCCCCUAUCUCAUCAUCGUUCCCCUCUCGACUCUAUCUAACUGGACAUAUGAAUUUGACAAAUGGGCUCCUUCUGUGGUGAAAAUUUCUUACAAGGGCACCCCUGCCAUGCGUCGCUCUCUGGUGCCCCAGCUGCGGAGUGGCAAAUUCAAUGUCCUCCUGACUACUUAUGAGUACAUUAUAAAAGACAAGCACAUUCUUGCAAAGAUUCGGUGGAAGUACAUGAUCGUGGACGAAGGCCACCGAAUGAAGAACCACCACUGCAAGCUGACCCAAGUCUUGAACACGCACUACGUGGCCCCCAGAAGGAUCCUGUUGACCGGCACCCCGCUACAGAACAAGCUCCCCGAACUCUGGGCCCUCCUCAACUUCCUCCUCCCCACGAUUUUUAAGAGUUGCAGCACCUUCGAACAAUGGUUUAACGCUCCGUUUGCCAUGACGGGUGAAAGGGUGGACCUGAAUGAAGAGGAGACCAUCUUGAUCAUUAGGCGUCUACAUAAAGUGCUGAGGCCAUUCCUACUGAGGAGACUCAAGAAAGAAGUGGAAUCCCAGCUUCCAGAAAAAGUGGAAUACGUGAUCAAGUGCGACAUGUCGGCCCUGCAGAAGAUCCUCUACCGACACAUGCAGGCCAAGGGGAUCCUCCUCACAGAUGGAUCUGAGAAAGAUAAGAAGGGGAAAGGAGGAGCCAAGACUCUGAUGAACACCAUCAUGCAGCUGAGAAAGAUCUGCAAUCACCCCUACAUGUUCCAGCAUAUUGAGGAAUCCUUUGCUGAACACCUGGGCUAUUCCAACGGAGUCAUAAAUGGGGCCGAGCUAUACCGGGCCUCAGGCAAGUUUGAGCUCCUGGAUCGUAUCCUGCCCAAACUGCGAGCGACCAAUCACCGCGUGCUGCUUUUCUGCCAGAUGACCUCGCUCAUGACCAUCAUGGAGGACUAUUUCGCCUUUCGCAACUUCCUUUACCUACGCCUGGACGGCACCACCAAGUCUGAAGAUCGUGCUGCGCUGCUGAAGAAAUUCAAUGAGCCUGGGUCCCAGUAUUUCAUCUUCCUGCUGAGCACCCGCGCGGGAGGCCUGGGUUUAAACCUGCAGGCAGCUGACACGGUGGUCAUCUUUGACAGUGACUGGAACCCUCACCAGGACUUGCAGGCACAGGACCGAGCCCACCGCAUUGGCCAGCAGAACGAGGUCCGGGUGCUGCGACUGUGUACCGUCAACAGCGUGGAAGAGAAGAUCCUGGCAGCGGCCAAGUACAAGCUGAACGUCGACCAGAAGGUCAUCCAGGCGGGCAUGUUCGAUCAGAAGUCCUCCAGCCACGAGCGCAGGGCCUUCCUGCAGGCCAUCCUGGAGCACGAAGAGGAGAACGAGGAGGAAGAUGAAGUGCCAGAUGACGAGACUCUGAACCAGAUGAUCGCCCGGCGAGAGGAGGAAUUCGACCUUUUUAUGCGUAUGGACAUGGACCGGCGGAGGGAAGAUGCUCGGAACCCCAAACGCAAGCCCCGCUUGAUGGAGGAGGACGAGCUGCCCUCCUGGAUUAUAAAGGACGAUGCCGAAGUGGAAAGGCUCACGUGUGAAGAGGAAGAGGAGAAGAUAUUCGGCAGGGGUUCUCGCCAGCGCCGCGACGUGGACUACAGCGAUGCCCUCACGGAGAAGCAGUGGCUCAGGGCCAUUGAAGACGGCAACUUAGAGGAAAUGGAGGAGGAAGUACGGCUGAAAAAGAGAAAGAGGCGAAGAAACGUGGACAAGGACCCCGCCAAGGAAGACGUGGAAAAGGCUAAAAAGAGACGGGGCCGCCCCCCAGCCGAGAAGCUCUCGCCCAAUCCCCCGAAACUGACCAGACAGAUGAACGCCAUCAUCGACACGGUCAUCAACUACAAGGACAGGUGUAACGCGGAGAAGGUGCCCGGUAAUUUUCAGUUGGAAAUAGAAGGAAGCAGCUCCGGUCGGCAGCUCAGCGAGGUCUUCAUCCAAUUACCUUCAAGGAAAGAAUUGCCAGAAUACUAUGAAUUAAUUAGGAAACCAGUGGACUUCAAAAAAAUAAAGGAAAGAAUCCGUAACCAUAAGUACCGGAGCCUGGGCGACCUGGAGAAAGAUGUCAUGCUGCUGUGUCAGAACGCUCAGACGUUCAACCUGGAGGGCUCUCAGAUCUAUGAAGACUCCAUCGUCUUACAGUCCGUGUUUAAGAGCGCUCGGCAGAAAAUUGCCAAAGAGGAGGAGAGCGAGGAGGAGAGCAAUGAAGAGGAGGAAGAGGAGGAAGAGGAGGAGUCGGAGUCGGAAGCCAAAUCGGUGAAGGUGAAAAUCAAGCUCAACAAAAAAGAUGAGAAAAGCCGAGACAAAGGCAAAGCGAAGAAAAGGCCAAAUCGAGGCAAAGCCAAACCUGUCGUGAGCGACUUCGACAGCGAUGAGGAGCUGGAUGACAACGAACAGUCGGAAGCGAGUGGGACAGAUGAUGAAUGAACCCUAUGGACCUUUUCUGACCCCCGCCAUCCUCCUCGGUAAACCUGACUCCCUCCCCGCCCCGUCGCCCCUUCUGCCCAGCGAGCCUGUUUGUUGUACAGGUUCCUGGGUUGUACCAUCAUCGUCUAUAAACUAGCUGUAGAAUAGUGUCAGACAAACGUAUGCUAUCAUGGUGUAAAAACACACGUGCAAACAUUUGUAACAUAUGGUGACCAAAUGGGCCUCAAAGAUUCAAAGAUGACAAAGAAAGGAAAAAAAAAACAAACUUUUGAUGGAAAAUGUGGGUGGAUAGUAUAUUUCUAUGGGUGCGUCUAAUUUGCUAACAGUUGGAUUGUGCCUGGUUUUAUCACCUGUUCAGAUAAAAAGAUUUUUUUUUUUUGGUCUUUUGUAACGCUGAUAACCAGGAGAAGCCAUUAAAAGCCACUGGUUAUUUCCGAUCAGGCAAUUUUCAAAGUUUUUAUUUGUUCCUUUUUUUUUUUUUUUUUUUUUUUUACACUGUGGUACAUAUAAGCAACUUGAAUAGGUGAGAAAUGUAUAAUAGACUUCACCUACAUAAACAUUUUUUCCAUUUUAUGCUGUACAAUCUGAAAAGAAAUGCUUUUUCAAUUGUAUAAGAUUUAUGUCUAUUGUAAACAUCGCCUUUUUUUUUUUUUUGCUUUGGAUUGAAAACAAAAAAAACUUUUUUGGUUGAAAACGCUAUUGAAUAUUGCAAUCUAGUGUCCUGGAUGCCUUCUUUUGUCAGCCCGUUCUCCUCUGUCGCCAAUGCGUUCUGUCUCCUCCCCACCCCACCCCCCCCUCAAGUGUACUUAACUUUGCUUUCUUUGCACAAUGUCUUUGGUUGCAAGUCCUAAGGCUGAGGCAAAUAAAAUUCCAGUAAUUUCAAAGGC